UAAGAGACCGGUGGUAUACGAAUUCCUUGUACCCGGUGGUUCCACUUUCCUUUGUUCCAAACUCAUCCCAAUAUUUCCUUGCUACUGAGACUGAUUUUCCUAAAUCUAAUCCAGUUUCAGGAAAUCUCUCUCUCUCUCUCUCGCUCUCUCUUUCUUCUCUUCUCUCUCUCUCUUAUGUUUCUCUCGCUCUCUACAAUGUUCACAUCAAGAGCCACCUAUCCAACUCCUGGAUUAGAUUGCAGUAGUGACCGGAGGUUGUCACUUCAGCCUUGUAACUUCCCUAAUGCAAGGUUAACUGAUUUAAUUCAAAUGCCAAAAGCAGAAUCCUCAGAUUCAAAAGUAAAAAAAGCAAAUUUGUAUGCAAAAAGGAAGGAAAGAGUCAAGCUCCCAAAUUAUGUUGAUGACUAUGGCAUAAGUUAUCCAUUCAGCAGCUUUCUUGCUCAUCCUUUGGGGAUGGAAUCAAUACUGAACACAAGGGCCUUACAAUGUUUUGAAUUAUUGGAUUCUAACACAUACAGGUGUACUUUGCAGAAAAUCUCAUUAUUAAAAUUUGAAGUAACCCCCAUCUUGGAUCUACGUGUGACCACUACAACUGAUGAUUGUGUUGUUGAAUUGUUGUCAUGCAAGUUUGAGGGAUCAGAGGCUAUAGAACGUCAAAGUCAACGUUUUUCAGCAUUUAUGAGAAAUCAUAUUACAUGGGAUACAAACUGUAUUGAGGCAUUUUUGGACAUGGAUGUGAAGUUGAACAUCACACUUGAGGUGUUCAUGGCACCAUUCACCAGGCUUCCAAUAACAGCAGUUGAAACGCCUGGCAAUUUACUCAUGCAAGCUUUGGUUGAUAAGCUCGUUCCUCUGCUCAUCCAACAGCUUCUACAAGAUUACCAUCAGUGGGUGCUAUCACAAGCACAGGCAGAACUCCUAAACUAUAAGGAUGAGGAAUUGUCUGACGUUUUAGGAUCGGAUGCCACAAAAUGAACUUCAUAAAAUGAACAGUUGGGCCACCUGAGGAAACAGCCAUGCAGAAUUUAGUGGUAAAGAUUACGAGGUAGCAGGCCUAGGUGAUCCAGAAUGCCACCACAAAUACAAAGAAGACAAAUCAAGUUCCCAAUAAUGAUGUGUUUUAUGGUAUUCUGUAUGGCAAAAGUUUAUAAAAGGUUGCAGCAUUAUAUUAUUGAAGGCACUUCAAAACUAGAAUGCUUUAAUGUUGGAAAACUGUCCAAUUGAUCAUCUCGACUUUGAAAUGUAUAAACUACAAAAAAAAA
Messenger RNA from Amborella trichopoda, 1262 nucleotides. Its product is annotated as DUF1997 family protein, putative (DUF1997). The record is from RefSeq and is a predicted model, not a curated record. Lineage: Eukaryota; Viridiplantae; Streptophyta; Magnoliopsida; Amborellales; Amborellaceae.